This is a messenger RNA of Peronospora matthiolae, 3393 nucleotides long. The record is from the annotation of a GenBank genome assembly. Lineage: Eukaryota; Oomycota; Peronosporomycetes; Peronosporales; Peronosporaceae.
AUGGCGGCGCAGCUGCUUGCGCCCCCAGACGCUGAGGACCGUCAGGAGUUCCUUAUUAACUGGAAUGCUGGACCCUUGGGCGUCGUGUUCCGACCUGAUGGGGGCCAAGACGUGCCCCCAGUCGUGGCCCAGCUACUGCCGCAGCCUUCAGUCGUCAAGAUGGCAGGCGUGCGAGAAGGCGACGUGCUUAUCAGCGUCAACGGCAAAAAAACGACGCAUCUCGGCUACGAGAAAGUGGUGCGUCUGCUCUUUAAAGAGCGCCUGCCCAUGAUCUUGCACUUCCGCUCGCGGCAUAUCAUCGAGCGUGGCCGCGGGCGGGCUCAUACAAGCAGCUCGAGACGUUGUCGGACGACGUCUCGACCGCCUUUGGUGGAGACGGAGGAGAAAUGUUGUCCGAAGGUACCCGUCGAGGACAACGUACCCCGUAACCUUCGGAAGACGAAGACGAAAACAAAGACGAGAAGAGACGACGACGAGCGCAAGAGCAGAAGCGUCGAGCCAGGCGAGCGCCGGCGCCAGCGGAAACAGUACAGUGUCGUGUGGGAGCGAGGCUCACUGGGGAUCUCUUUUCGGGCGUACAGCUCGAGCGCAAACGUUCCUUGCGUCGACUUUAUCAGCACGAGCCGCGGCCAAGGACGCAACAUGGACCGCAUCUGCGUUAAUGACGUGCUCGUCGCGAUUAAUGGCGAGAAGACCAAGGCGCUCGGUCUUGAAAAGGUGCUGAGGUGGCUGCAUGUGGUGGACAAGCCCGUGGUGCUGCGGUUCCACGCGUCUUCGAACCGCGUGGUGCUGGACGCAGCAAAUGGACUCUUUGUGGACCCAUUUGAUGCACCGAACGAAGAGGCAUCGAUGCAGACGAGACGCCUGACGGUUCCUCAGCCUGAGGGGGAGCCGGCCCCACGACCUCCGCGUCGUAAUAAUAGUGUGGACCGUGUUGCUCCUCAUCAACACAAAACGAACCGGGGCUAUUGUUACCACAGCGAGGACGAUGUGCAGUCGAUGGAGCCACGGCAGUACUUGAAGGAUUAUACCGCGCAGUUUGAAACACAGUCAAUUGAAGCUCGUGAGCCACAGAAGCAUGGUCAAGCUUCUGACGGCCAAGCCAAGGAGCGACGACAUUCGAAUAGCUCAAUAAGUAGCUACGCGCGAGAUCGAGGGCUCGUGUAUGAAGAAGACGACGGUGGUCCAGAAGACGUUUUUGACUCCCUUCAAGAGCCGCCCAUGCUCGCGCCGCGAUUCAAUGUAAAAAGUGACACGCGCAUGAUGUCGCACCGUCGCGGACAGCAGGAGGAUGUGGUUAGCUUUCACCGUCAAAAGCAGGAACAGCUGCCACCCGCACGAACGCGUGCUCGUUCAACUGUGACUCAGCAGCAGUAUGCACUACCCGAGAACAAGUCAACACAAUUGAAGUUUACAAUUUCUACUGGAGCAGCACGUUCACCGCUAGCUUCACUCGAUAGUCUCGCGACAAGCAAUUCGUUGCAGAUGAGUUUUGAUGAUGCCGCUGGCAUUGUUGCCCGAGCGACGGGAAAGUCCGUGAAAGAAUGCAAGUUUGGAGGUAUGUCAGUACUAGACAUUAAGGAAGGAACAGUGCAGUCAAAGCUGUUAUUCGUCUAUGCCAAGGCGUGCUUGGCGAAGCAAAACAACCUGGACGACCGAAUCGCGUCGAAAGACCUUCAGCCGCCUUAUACAUCCAGAAACCCGCUCGACCAGGAGUCACACUCCAAUUUGUUACCGUACACCAUAUUACAAAAUGGUGCUAUGGUUCCGACGUGCAAUGAGAAGAACUGUGAUGUUAGCAGUACAAGCGUGGAUGAGCAGAAGGAUAAGUAUAAGGUUGAAGCUGCUGACGAAACGGAUUGUACCAUCGCGCCCAGCAAUCUUGGAUUUUUCGGCCAUAGAUCGGGUGAGAGUAUGCAGACGAUGCAAGGUGACAUUUCCAUUACGGUGUCGCCAGUUGCUGACCGGCCCCUCUCCUCGAUAGACCAUUCAUUUUCGGUCAGUAGUGAUGCUGCCAUCUCGACACUUCAUGCACGAGCGUGCGUAACCCAAGCUGAUGGCUUUAUUUCGCUCAGCGACUUUGCGGUGAAGGAUGGUAGGGUGAUUGAGCACCACGCCACACCGGGGCUUAGCAGCACUGCUACUCCAGUGUUAUUAACGGCUAGCAGUGAUGCAGGAAAGAGUGAGAGGCAGCAAGAGAAGCUCUCACCGGUCAACACGACGGAAGGAAAUUGCGCAGUCGAGACAAAAGCUGAGACUACCGAGGAGUGUGUGGUGGUGGAGUCGGGGUUGAUGAAGCCAGAGGAUGCCUCUUAUUAUGUCACCAGACGAAAAGAUCAAGUAUUGGUUGACCAGCAGACGGAGUCGUCUGAAGUGGUUGUCACGCUUAAAAGAGAGCAUACAGGUAAUGAGGUACAUGAGUAUACUGACAAGAAGCGGAUAGCUGCUGCGCACGAACGCGAAAAUGAUCAUGACGAUGUCGCCAAUAUCGACAGUGGUAACGAGCGGUACUUGGCUGCAAAUGUAGCGUCAAUCGACGGUCUACUCGACUGUUCACUUAGUGACGGUAGUCUGGAUAACAAGGAGAGUAACAAGUAUUGCUACUCUGAUGGUUGUCACGGGGUAAGCUCAAAGAUUUGUGCGGGUGAGAAGGAGUCUGCCAGUACGUCGUUGGACACAAAGGUAGGAUUUGUCCGUGCACGGGAAGUCAAGAAAACGAUUGAGCAUGGAGAUCCAAAGACCUUUGCUAAGCAUGGGAAGCACAAUGAAAACGAAGAAUAUGAAGAGCACAGUGAAGACGACGAUUUCAAGGCAUUGUCCGAUCCGCUAGUGAGCUCGCUUUUCCACGACAAUCCGGAUGUUUGCGAGGUCCUUAAAGACAAACCUGCCCGUGUGGUGCUCGUUAAGAAAAGUGUGAUCGACGAGAUCCAGGAGAUUCUUUGCAGUUUACAAAUGGAGCUGCACUUUGAGCGUCAUUCUACUGUAGCAUUUGGUUCUGCCGCAAGUCCGUCGCUCAGUUUGCCUCAGAGUUGGGAUACGGAGGGUCAGGAUUGCUACCGGUGUGGAAUGACCUGUGAACUAGUAGAGCUGAACGUGGCGGAAGGACAGCGUGAGCUCUGCUGCCCAGAGUGCUGUGAGAUGUUUUUUUCCAGCGAGGACCGCCGAUCAAUCGUAACGAGAAGUAGCACGACGCUGCAGGGUGCGGAUCGACUGAUUGAUGAUAAGGAUACGUUGGCUGAAGCGCUCCGGUAUAGAUCUCAUGGUAGCUCAGUCACAUAUGAGGACAUAGCCCACCCGUGGCUGUACCGCUUGCAGUGCAGCGACACCUCGUUGGCUAUUUGGGACUCAAACACGCCGAAAGCUACUAAACAGGCGGACGAAGAUUGGCUAUGA